AGGAGGAACAAGAAGCUGAAGCAGGCGCUGCUGGAGCGCUUGGAGGAGGUCAAGUCCCAGCGGGAGCGAGGGCUGGGAGAGACCAGGGCCUGCUGGGACACCGUCAAGGAAACCAUCAGUAACAUUAACAGCAACUUGACCAUGCUGAACAGCUCUGUGGUCAUGCUGGGACACACCAUGGACACUCUGCUGGGCGCCAUCGAGAAGCUUGAUAAGAUAGAUAAGAUAAAGAAGGAGGGCGCGCUGUGAUCACGAUAAGAUAAGGAGG
Molecule: messenger RNA, 268 nt
Organism: Hyalella azteca
Lineage: Eukaryota; Metazoa; Arthropoda; Malacostraca; Amphipoda; Hyalellidae
Source: RefSeq, a predicted model, not a curated record